This is a messenger RNA of Rotaria sp. Silwood1, 1296 nucleotides long. NCBI's taxonomy places the organism in Eukaryota, Metazoa, Rotifera, Eurotatoria, Philodinida, Philodinidae. The record is from the annotation of a GenBank genome assembly.
AUGGGUAUUUUACAAUAUCGACAUAAUCGUCGUCAAGAAAUUUUACCAGACGAUGACAAAUCACAACAAAAUUAUUACGAAGAUAAUGGUUAUGAAAAUUAUAAAUCAUUAAUUAAAACUUCUUCAUCAAUGGAUGUUUUAUCAACAAGUACUGAAAAUUCAUUUGAAAAAGCUCAAACAAUCGGUCAAGAAAUUAUGAAAAAAGUUCCUAUGCCACCAUGGGCGAGAUGGCUGAUUAUUCUUCUAGUAAUUCUUGUAGCAUGUAUCGGUUGCGCUUGUUGUCUUCAAAUAGCAUGUCGAAAUUUCUGGAAAAAGAAAUCAAAAAAGAGUGGCAAAGGCAUCAGUUUCAAAGGUCUUAAGAAAUUUGGUUUCAAAAAAGCAAAGGUACAACCCGACGUUGAACAAUUAACACAAAAUAUGGAAGAUAAUGAAGAUGCUGAAUCAAAAAAAAGUGAACCACAAUAUUUAGGAAAAUUAGAAUAUUCACUUGAUUAUGAUUUUCAAAAACAAGAACUAAAAGUUGAAGUUAUUCAAGCACAAGAAUUACCACCUAUGGAUAUGAAUGGAUCAUCUGAUCCAUAUGUUAAAGUGUAUAUAUUACCGGAUAAAAAACGAAAAUUUGAAACAAAAGUACAAAAAAAAACAUUAAAUCCUGUUUUUAAUGAAGCAUUUAUAUUCAAAGAUUUGCCAUAUGGUGAAAUAGGUGGAAAAACACUUGUAUUUUCAGUUGUCGAUUUUGAUCGUUUGUCACGACAUGAUCCUAUGGGUGAAUUACAAAUUCCAUUGAAUGCCGUGGAUUUCGGAAAAGUCGUAAGAGAAACAAAAGAGUUAAUGCCACCACCUAGUGAUCGAGAUGUUGAUAGCAAAUUGGGAGACAUUUGUUUUUCGCUUCGAUAUGUUCCAACAGCUGGCAAAUUGACAGUUACGAUACUCGAAGCUAAAAACCUCAAAAAAAUGGACGUCGGCGGACUUUCUGAUCCAUAUGUUAAAUUAUUAUUAAUGAUGAAUGAAAAACGUUUAAAAAAAAAGAAAACAUCAAUUAAAAAAUGCACAUUAAAUCCAUAUUAUAAUGAAUCAUUUACAUUCGACGUAUCAUUCGAAGAAAUUCAGAAAGUAAAAUUAGUGAUUUUGGUUGUUGAUUAUGAUCGUAUUGGAACAUCUGAACCUAUUGGAAAAGUUGUUUUAGGUUGUCGAGCAACUGGUUCUGAAUUACGUCAUUGGUCUGAUAUGAUUGCUUCACCUCGAAGGCCUAUUGCUCAAUGGCACGCACUCAAAGAACCUGGCGACGAAAAAUAG